AUGCACAUAGCCUCUGUGGGCAUCAGCAAAUUGUGUUUUUGCCUCUCCCUGGCUUUGAGUGGGCUCCUCCUCCUCCUCCUGCCCUGCCUGCGGACCCCUGCCCGGCCGCUGGUGCUGCCCCAGCCUAAAGCCCAGUUUAGGUCUGCCUCCAGUUGGACGUACAGGACACCCAGCCAGACUGCAGCAGAGCCCCCUCUGCGGAGAAAGGACUCAGGGGCCUCCUCGACGGCCCACCACAGACAUGAACCCCUGGAAAUGGAGGAUGUUUUUAUAGCGGUGAAGACCACAAGGAAGUACCAUAAAUCCAGACUAGAGCUUCUCAUUCAAACCUGGGUUUCUCAGGCCAAACGACAGACGUACAUCUUCACAGACGGAGAAGACCGAGACCUGCAGCUGAAGACAGGGAUUAAUCUGAUCAACACAAACUGCUCUGCGGCUCACACGCGACAAGCUCUUUGCUGCAAGAUGUCGGUGGAAUACGACAAGUUCAUCGAGUCACAGAAGAAGUGGUUCUGCCACGUGGACGAUGAUAACUACCUCCUGCUGCCGAGCCUCCUGCUGCUGCUCUCCUCCUACCACCACAGUCAGGACGUGUACCUGGGCAGACCCAGCCUGGACCACCCCAUCGAGGCCUCUGAGAGGGUCAAGAGCAACGGCCUGACGUCUGUGCAGUUCUGGUUCGCCACAGGAGGAGCAGGUUUCUGCAUCAGUCGUGGUCUGGCUCUGAAGAUGAGUCCGUGGGCCAGUUUAGGGAACUUCAUCAGCACCGCAGAGAAAAUCCGUCUUCCGGACGACUGCACGAUCGGGUACAUCAUCGAGGCUCUGUUGGAGGUGAAGCUGAGCCACACUCCUCUGUUUCACUCUCACCUGGAAAACCUGCGGAAGCUUCUCCCAGAGACCGUCCUGGACCAGGUGACCCUCAGCUACGGAGGCUUUGAGAACCGGAGAAAUGUGGUCAGUGUCGCUGGACGGUUUUCACUUAUAGAAGAUCCAACACGGUUCAAGACUGUGCACUGUCUGCUGUACCCGGACACAGACUGUGUCCAAAACCCUGACUGGUGUCCAAAACCCUGA
Messenger RNA from Knipowitschia caucasica, 1074 nucleotides. NCBI's taxonomy places the organism in Eukaryota, Metazoa, Chordata, Actinopteri, Gobiiformes, Gobiidae. The record is from the annotation of a GenBank genome assembly.